Messenger RNA from Cricetulus griseus (Chinese hamster), 3389 nucleotides. NCBI's taxonomy places the organism in Eukaryota, Metazoa, Chordata, Mammalia, Rodentia, Cricetidae. The record is from RefSeq and is a predicted model, not a curated record.
UCAGAGUGGUGGGGCCCAUAACAGUUCAUAACAACAGAGUAUCAGGCUUUAAAAUCUGAAAAUCAGUCUAAAAACAUCAGGGCUGGGUUGAUGCUUAAUGAUAUUUAAAAAUUAAUGAGAUUUUUUGCUUGUUUAUAUUGAUAUGGUAGUGCUGUGUUAGUGUUUAGAAGAGAUCUUUUAAGAUAAAGUGCACCAUCUGGGCUCUUCAUCUAAACGUUGUGAGUUCAGUGAGAUAGCUCAACAGGCAGAGGGGCCUGCAGCAUUGUGAGUUCAGUGAGAUAGCUCAACAGGCAGAGGGGCCUGCAACAUUGUAAGUUCAGUGAGAUAGCUCAACAGGCAGAGGGGCCUGCAGCUGACUAAACAUUGUGAGUUCAGUGAGAUAGCUCAACAGACAGAGGGGCCUGCAGUUGACUCUGGCCUGAGUGUAGGCGCCGACUCUCACCUGGUGGACGGAGAGAACCUACUACUGUAGGUCAUCCUUUGACCUCUCCACAUGUGCCCACACAUACAUAACAUCGUGAGGAAGGGAAUGGAAUAAGGAUGUCGAUAUUGGCCAUGAGUUAAGUGAAGCUUUUCUGUUCUAGGCACCAAGCGUCUUGUAGAAGGAGAGAUUAAUCCAGGGCAGACCUGUCUGAUCAUUGAGGAUGUCGUCACCAGUGGGGCCAGUGUUUUGGAAACUGUUGAAGUUCUUCAGAAGGAGGGCCUGAAGGUGACUGAUGCCAUAGUGCUGUUAGAUCGAGAGCAGGGAGGCAAGGACAAAUUGCAAGCUCAGGGGAUCCGUCUCCACUCCGUGUGCACGUUGUCCAAAAUGCUGGAGAUUCUCGAGCAGCAGAAAAAAAUUGAUGCCGAGAUGGUGGGGAGAGUGAAGAGGUUCAUUCAGGAGAAUGUUUUCAUAGCAACUAAUCACAAUGGUGUUCCCCCUCCUGAGAAGAAAGCAUGCAAAGAACUCAGCUUUGGUGCACGAGCAGAGCUGCCUGGCGUCCACCCACUUGCCUCAAAACUUCUCAGGCUGAUGCAGAAGAAGGAGACUAAUCUCUGUCUAUCUGCUGAUGUCUCUGAGGCCAGAGAGCUGCUACAGCUAGCAGAUGCCUUGGGACCCAGCAUCUGCAUGCUCAAAACUCAUGUCGAUAUUCUGAAUGAUUUCACUCUGGAUGUAAUGGAGGAGUUGGCAGCUCUGGCGAAACGCCAUGAGUUCUUAAUAUUUGAAGACAGGAAAUUCGCUGAUAUAGGAAACACAGUGAAAAAGCAGUAUGAAGGUGGCAUCUUUAAAAUAGCUUCCUGGGCAGAUCUAGUAAAUGCCCAUGUGGUACCAGGCUCAGGAGUUGUGAAAGGUUUGCAGGAAGUGGGCUUGCCUUUACAUCGAGCAUGCCUGCUCAUUGCAGAAAUGAGCUCUGCUGGUUCCUUGGCCACUGGAAACUAUACCAAAGCAGCAGUUGGGAUGGCUGAGGAGCACUGUGGAUUUGUGGUUGGCUUUAUUUCCGGCUCCCGAGUAAGCAUGAAACCCGAGUUUCUUCAUUUGACCCCAGGAGUUCAGUUAGAAACAGGAGGGGAUCACCUUGGCCAACAGUACAAUAGUCCUCAAGAAGUGAUUGGCAAGCGGGGUUCUGAUGUCAUCAUUGUAGGCCGGGGAAUACUUGGAGCGUCUAACCGCCUGGAAGCAGCCGAGAUGUAUAGAAAAGCUGCCUGGGAAGCUUACUUGAGUAGGCUUGCUGUUUAAUGAGAAGACACUGAGGAUGCCUAGUGUCCCACAAGUCACUGGUUUCAAAGCAACAGUGCCCUAUGGUGCUUAGGGUCCUACCCAGCACCAGUGAGAGAAACUCUGGAGCCAUCAUAUGCUCUUUAACGUGAGAUCACUGCAUUGGUACUAUAAUGAGCUCUUUUUAACGCUUGCUUUCAUUGAGACUGGUAUUUGUUGACAGCCACUUAACCUCCUUUAGUACCAUGAAGCUGGACUCUUAAAUGGAGGAGUUCUGGUUCACUCUACUUCAGGCAUUGGUGUAAAAAGUCACAGCUUCUACUUGCUUCAUCUGGACAUCAGACUGCUGCAUCUAAGAAAACAGUAGUACCAGUUCCCCACAGCUAGUGGGCUGGAGGCUCAUAAUGGAUGGCUCAGUGGUUAAGAGCACUGUUGCUCUUCCAGAGGAUCAGCAUUCAGUUUCCCAGCACUCACAUGGUGGCUUACAACCAUCUGUAACUAGUUCCUCCAACUUCUAGCUUCCUUGGGCUGCAGAUCCACCCUUUAUAUAAUGUACAUACACACACUUUUGAAAAGUAGUCUUUGACAAUGCUAAAUUAGUGCAAAAGUCUGUGCCCGUUGCAAGUGGAAUUCACAGCUCUGCUGUGUCCCAGUUGUUGGUGUCAUGUCCCCCCCACACACACACACAAACUUGAGCCAUUGCCCCCUUUGGUUCACAUCUUACCGAGUGAAGCACAUCACUGUGGUUUACGUCCUCUACACAUCGUCUGCAGUGCCUUCUUAAAAGAUCCUUUAGUAGUCAGCAGAUAGAUAGCUGUAUGUCAGUAGUGCAGACUUGAGAAGACUGGUGUGUAGCAGAUGGAAUGGUCUAAGAGUGAGCCUAGAUGCCUGCUCACUUCAGCACCCUGUAGUCCACACAUCUAUAAAAAGAUGAGCAAAGUGCAUAACGUCUAGUAGAGUGGAAUCCAAGCAGUUAAAGCGAGUGUUUGAAGGAAGUCAGAUCACAGCAUGAUCCCAUUAAGACUUUAGGGAGGAGAGUCAGAGACUUGGGUCUCAGGGUGGAUUUGCUAACAUCUGGGAAAUGCUGUCAGUAUCUAAGAAAAUGUCCCUUCUAGGCUUUAGUCUCUAACAGCUAUGUGCUUCCAAAGGGACCCUUUUGGUUUUACGGUGCAAACCUAAAUGGAGGGAGGUCCUGAAGUCCACACAUACCCAGGGUUCUAAAACAAUCUUUCAGUACAUUUCUAGAAAGCCAGGUCAAAGGGAAAAUGCCCAUUAGCGUAAUGUAUUAAAGCCCCUCACUGUGAAUUCACAUCAGCAUUUUGGGAAAUAGGAAACAUAAGCUCCUCCAGACACAAACUUCCUGAAUCAGUCCACCCAUAUAACUAACUACAGUACCUUUGGCCAACUCAACCCAUCUUAAAAUUCAGUUAAAACGUUAGCUUUUCCAGAUGAGCAUCACUCUUAACACCCAAUUUAACAGUUACACAAUUUACCUAAGAAAAUAACUGUCACUGGAAUGUCUCCAGUGUUUACUCCAUAAAGAUGUUUUCCAGUGACCUCUUCACUACCGCUGGUCCUCUUGUUUGGUAUGUAAACAAAAACUAUAGACUAUCAGGAGAACAUGGUCGUGUCCCACUGAAGGUGGCAAUUGCAUGGGAUCCUCUUGUAAAUAUUUAGGUGAUCCAUCACUGUU